CAUUCGUACAGAGCGUGCAAACUUCCACAUACAUCCAGCUAGAUACAGAGGCACAUACAAACACGCUGCGUUGUGUAUGUUUGUCUGUCUGUCUGUGGAAGACCGCACUGUGAUUCCCUCUCUGUAGCCGCACCGAGUACAUUGAUCUGCGUCUAUAUGUACACCGGGAUGCCCGUGGUUCCGACCACCCCGAGACCAGAAGCGGCGCCGACCCCUCUUCCUCCGUCUGACGAGAUAACCUCCAGCGCCCUGGGGGGCCCAUUCGGCAACUGUGUGAAAGGGGGUAUUUUCUUCAGGGUAUAAAACUGAGAAUCCAGAGGAAGAGAGGCUAAGAGCUUCACCUCAUUGCCUCAUUCUCCCUUUCAUGUGAACAUCCUGCAACAUUUCCUUCAUCCUGCCGCACCUCUCACCUGGCCAGCGCUGCCCAGAUCAUGUCCGCUAAGCUCCUGCCGGUUUUCUUCCUCCUCUCAGUGUUUCACGCCUGUUCUAGAAAGGUUGAAGAGGAUGAAUAUGAAGAUGGAACAACUAACCAAAAAUGGGUUUUAGCUCCAAAAACACAAGACACAGAUGUGACUCUCAUACUGAACAAGCUGUUGAGAGAGUAUGACAAAAAGCUACGGCCAGAUAUUGGAAUAAAACCAACAGUUAUUGAUGUUGACAUUUAUGUCAACAGCAUUGGUCCAGUAUCAUCAAUAAAUAUGGAAUAUCAAAUUGAUAUAUUUUUUGCCCAGACGUGGACAGAUAGCCGUCUUCGCUUCAACAGCACCAUGAAAAUACUGACUCUGAACAGCAACAUGGUUGGCUUGAUCUGGAUCCCAGACACGAUAUUUCGUAACUCGAAGACAGCGGAGGCUCACUGGAUCACCACCCCCAACCAGCUCCUCCGCAUAUGGAAUGAUGGCAAGAUCUUGUACACCCUCAGGCUUACCAUCAAUGCUGAGUGCCAGCUGCAGCUGCACAAUUUCCCAAUGGAUGAACAUUCAUGUCCUCUGAUAUUCUCUAGCUAUGGCUACCCUAAAGAGGAAAUGAUUUACAGGUGGAGGAAAAACUCAGUGGAGGCUGCUGACCAGAAAUCUUGGAGACUCUAUCAGUUUGACUUUAUGGGUCUCAGAAAUACUUCAGAAAUUGUGAAAACCUCUGCAGGUGAUUAUGUAGUCAUGACUAUAUACUUCGACUUAAGUAGAAGAAUGGGAUACUUUACUAUUCAAACAUACAUUCCCUGUAUAUUAACAGUUGUUCUUUCCUGGGUAUCCUUUUGGAUUAAAAAAGAUGCCACACCAGCAAGAACAGCAUUAGGCAUCACCACAGUAUUGACCAUGACAACUUUGAGUACCAUUGCAAGAAAGUCAUUACCCCGUGUCUCCUAUGUCACUGCUAUGGAUUUGUUUGUGACUGUAUGCUUUCUAUUUGUCUUUGCUGCUCUGAUGGAGUAUGCAACCCUCAACUACUACUCAAGUUGCAGGAAACCAAACUGUACUAAGAAGAAAAAGUCGCUACCUGAUGUCAGUUUUGGUCAUGUGAUGAAUUAUUCUGUACUUGAUAUGAGACCACCAACUACAGUCAUCACACUGAACAAUGCCAUGUACUGGCAAGAAUUUGAAGAUGCGUGUGUCUAUGAAUGUCUGGAUGGGAAAGACUGCCAGAGCUUUUUCUGUUGUUACGAAGAGUGUAAAUCAGGCUCAUGGAGGAGAGGACGGAUUCACAUAGACAUCUUAGAACUGGACUCUUACUCUAGGGUCUUUUUUCCUACAUCCUUCCUGCUGUUUAACCUGGUCUACUGGGUUGGAUACCUCUAUCUUUAAAUGUUGCCUGUAGUGAAGACUGCUGUUUUCACACUGUGGAGGGAUGGUGAAAGUGCAGAAAAAGUGAAGGACAUGGUCAGUUUCAUCUCAAAUUAUAAAGGCCACAUUAACCUUCACCAUCACAGAGCCUGAUGAAGAAUUUUAAUAUGUAAUUGCCUGAAAAAGAAAAACAUGGAAGAAUUCUCUCCUUACUGCUAUUCAUUUUAAGGAAAAGAUUCUUACAAAAUUCAGCUGAAUUUGUAGUGUAAGCGAUGUUUAUGAAUAAUUCUUGUAUAUUAGAAUCUCUACUAUUCUCCCUUGGCAUAGAAGCUAUACACAGUUCAGGCAAAGGUUAAAUAUGUCAUUUUUGGUUUUCAUUCCCAUACUUUCUUCAAAAUGCUGCCAUAUCCCUGAGGCUCAGAGCAACAUACGCUGGCACUGGCAAAUAAGCCAAAGCCGAUGAAACCACUCAUUUGUAUUUAAACUUGCUUGAGCUAUGUCCCACAGGUUUUGGAAAUAUUUCAUUGAUGAUCUCCUUGCUAUACAGAAACCACCAAAAGACAGUAAGAAAUGUCUCUGGUGGGAUCAAAACAUGGACGUUACUUUCUGCAAAGGUCUGGGAUUCAUGGAAUUAGCCAGUUAGUUACCUACACAUAUAGGUUUUAACUUAAGAUGAAAAGGCAGAGUUAUAAGAAAGCUAUUAUUUUGAUAUAAAAAAAAGACUUGCCUAUCUCUGAGGCAGCUGUAGGCAUAACUUCUACAGUUUUUCAAGCUUUUAACUGUCUUUUUUAUGACUGGUUAAACACAGGAUGGUCACUGAUUUCUAGAGUACUCUACUUGAAGCAGGACAUGAUUCCUUCUUGUUUAUGUCAUUGUAGCAGAUCAUAGUUGAUAGGCCAUGAGUAAAAAUCCCUAUAAAUAGCACUAAGAAUAUGUGACUUUCUUCAGAUUGCAAUUUACUAAAAAGUGCUUUCAUGCAUUCUUAUUUUUUCUCUCAAAGUUAUUUUACAAAAUUGAAAAACAUGUGUGCCAAAGGUCAUUUUCUGUUCCUUCCAUAAAGUCAAACACUGCAGUUCUUACUCACAGCAGUUGUUCCCUGAGUCUGAGCUGAAGACUGAACACUUUUGACUUGGAUAGUGCAUUACGGGAACUCAGUUGUCACACUUGAAUUAAACACGGAAUAGUUGCCACAUGUAGAAAAAACUUGUUUUCAUUUUUUUCCUAAACUACCAACUAUAUUUUACACUAAAAAGCUAUUUUGUACUUUUCAAGCUUUUGACCAUUAAAUUCUUAAACUACCUAUUUUUUCAAAAACUAGUGUUAAACUAGAUUACAUCUUUUACAGACUGUCUCAGUAAUUGUCGUUAAGGAAACAAAACAGAUUCAAAAUUAAAUAGCAAUGGCUUUUCACUAUCCUUUGGAUGACAAAUAGUUGCAAAAGAUCAAGGUUAAAAUGUGUCUAAAACCAAAAUUCUAUUCUUCUUCUCUUCUGGAGGACCUGAUAGUUUUUUUAUCAUCUCAAACAAUGUGUGUCUCUUCCACACAGUAUUUGAUAAAAAAUGAGUAGUAGAUGUGAUUGAAGAGCAGUUCUUUUUCUCCUCAGAAGGAAAAUCCUGCAAACAAGCAAAAACUAAUGCAAUGGUAAUUCUAAAGGAAAGGAAAUGCUGUCAUGUUCUUUGAAACAUCACUGUCUGUCAUUGCUGUUGCUCUGUGCUUCCACUGAGUUUUUAAUUGAAAAAAAUUACUAACACAGAAGCUAACUGUAGUUAUUCAAAAUACUUUCUUCUGUUUUUCACUUGCCUAAAAUAUCAGAGACAGAGCUUGGUUUACGUGGGGGAGGGAAAUAACUUCUCUAGGGACUGACAAAAUCCAAGUUAGAAGCACAGAGAAGAAAUAUUUUGGGGCAGGAUCAAAACCUUAUUUUUAGCAAAAUUUGCCCAGUCUGGUAUCUUCUAAACUCAUGAUAAGCUUCUGAUUUCAAAAUACAUGCUGAAGUUUUUGCUCACUCUCAGUAACAAAUUACUCUGUAAAAUCUAUUACUCCGUAAACCGCUGUGUCCUGCACUUGGAAGUAUGGAUUUUAUUUGGUGAGAGAUAUAUUUUCAGCAGUGCAAGAAGGUGAUUGCAUUGAAGUUGAAUAUCCUGCUUUCUAAUUAUGAAUUAAUCUACUCUAACAGCCACCUUCAGCCAUAUUUUGCAAGAAUACUAGAAAUAUUUCAAGCCUAUAUAAAAGAAUGGAAGCAAUUAUCCUUUUGGGGCCUGAUCCUGCAAACCCUCUGUACAAUCAAUUGAUUUUGGUGGGAGUAUUGAGACAGAUGAGGCACAAGAAGGUGCCUUCCACCAUUAGAUCUUGAACAGCUAAAGUGAGGUUUACCUAGCAAUUGCGUACUUAAGUGAAUGUUCUGGGAGUAAGUGUGGAAGUGGAACGUUCCCAUUUUAGAUGAUGAGCAUAUACUUUUCUUACACUUCUGCUCAUGGCUACCCAUUCCUGCUAAAAGCAUGCAAUCCCAUCAGAUCCUUCCUUGGAAGACUGAUUAUGCUAAGUCCAUUCAUAUUGCCUCUGUUUUCUGAGUGCUUUAAUAAACAGAAGUUGGAAGCAUAUAAUUCCACUUUUUUCCACCGUCCUAACCAAGAAAGAAUCUGCAGACACUACUGGCUUCCAGUCUUAUACUGACAGCAGAGGACAUAUUCUACUGUGUAAUACAUUCUACUCUGGGGUUAUGUGCAAAAAAUUGAUUUAUAUGCAAGGUGAGUGGCUGCAGGCUGGCAGGUUCCAGAAUGCAUUCCUCUGCUUAUUCCUAGUUGCUUGGUUUAGUCUCUCUGCUUCACUGCUCUGUGCUUUGGCAGCCACUGAAAAACCAUAGAGAUCAGGAAGAUAAGCUUUCUAGGCUCUGCAUCAUUCAAAAUGCAAUUAUUCUACACACCUAGAUAUAGGUCUCCAUAAAUCUAUGUGCCAUAUCCUUCUGUAGUAGCAAGACUAUCCUCAUUAACUUCCAGAUAUUCUUUUGCUUCCUUCGCAAAUUGAAAAAAACCUAACACUUCUGUGCACUGUCCCAUGAGAAAUUUAAAAACAACAUUUUAGAACAUUUUCUUAUCAGAUAAUUUCAUGUUCACGACUUGCAUUUAAUCAACUACUACUUUUUGUUAUUUAGUACUUCUUUUUGUACCCUUCCAAGGAAGGGAAGGGAACAGAGGAAGACAAAACCAAAUGACUAGUGAAAUGAACGCAUUUGGAUAUGUAUGUAAAACCACAAAAUCAAGUAUCUUCACAUUACAUUCCUUCCUUUUCGAAAUUACAGAAAAAAUUGUGAGGGUUUGUUUAGAUAACCAACUUUUCCCAGGAGGAUCUAAAGUCAAACCUCUUAUUCUCCUCCUUCAGUUAGAAGUUGAUGGACAGUGUUUUCCUGCAUUGAGGGCAGCAUUUUCAAGGCAAUUAAGAAUGUAUAAAAAUACUGGUCUGCUUAAUUCAGUCUUCUCAGUUCUUCUGGCCCUGAUGCCUAGCAUACUGACAGCUCCUUCUUUUACAGCCAAGAGUAAGUGUACAAGAACUUGCAUCCAGUUUAUGCUGUCUCCAUGUCCAGACCACACAAUUUUAAUGUAACUUUCUAAUCAAGAAGUAUGGCUGUAGAUUAAAACACCUCAGGCACUUUGAUAACCUUUCUUCUCUUUCAGAUGCUUAUUUUCUCUUUCAUCAGCUCUCAACUGUAUAUUGGUAUAUUGCACAUACCAAUAAAACCGAUAAAAAUUACAAGAGGAAGAAUCAAAAAAGCCAGAACUGUCUUCACAGAGACAGCGAUGAGUAGUGAAGCUAAAAGAGGAGGAAGAAAUUAUUUUUUAUUGCUGUGCAGUUUUCUGUCCCGCUACUCUUAUUCAAUUCUUCCCACCAACUGCCCACAGCUAAUUCCAAAUCAUCCACCUGGUGGUUUGCACAUUCAUCAGCUGGAACGGCAGUGACACAUGAGCCUUUAGCUGAUAGGAAAUCAUAUUUCUGGAACUGGAGGCAACCUGCCAAAUAACUCGGAGAGCUACCUCAAACACUUGCAGCCCUAAUGUGUCUCAGAGUCUAGCAUCUCAUGUUGCUGCAUGAAUUUAUCACAACUCACCUUACUUGGUAAUUUCAUGAAGGGAAAGGAUGCUUACCUCCUUUUUACACCAAAUUUCACCAUACAUCUAGAAAAAUUACUCUGUCCUGCUCCAAGCUACUAGGUGCAAGACAGCUCUGGAAAGACCAUAGUUGCUGUACUGCUGAUUUUGUGGGAAGGAAGACUCAAUAUUUUAAGACAGAUUUCACUAGCCUCACCAUCUGGAGGGUCGGUGUUACCUUCUAAGCUGUAAAACAAAGUGCCCACUGCAACUUGUCCAUAACAGACUGUACUUUUCCCAUUGGCUGCUCCCUCUGGGUUUCUAUAAAGUACUAAGAAAAGGCAAGCCAUAUUGCAUAAUUUUAACUGCCCACACAAUUAGAUGAUUUUUUUCACAAUAUAUUCUUCUUCUUCCUUAUAGUGAAAUAUUUGUGCCUCUUACAUUAGUGUGGCUUAGUGCUGUUAGCAUUUCUUGAUAUUGAAGGAUAUACUAUUCCUGGCCUGAGAGUUAGAAAGAGGGACAAUGACCUUGCUGGAGUUCUUCCUAAGCACCACAGUGUGUGACCAAUAUUCUAGAUGACUUCAACUGCACAUUGAGAAUUUGUCUGAUUUUUCUUUAUUUUUUUUAAGCAGUCUGUAGGUUUCUUAAUUCCUAAGUAGCAAGAAAACUGCAGUGGGAUUUCAGCAGUUUAGCAGAAUCCUUCCUUCUUCACUCAACAACUUAAUUCCACCAAGAGAUGCAAAGCAUAAACUCAAGGCUGAUGUUUACCUCAUCCAGGUCACUUCCCAGAAGACUGUUUAAAACAGGCAAAAAAAAAAAAAAAAAGGCCUUACUUCAAGACUCAGUGGCCUUAAUAGUUUUACCUUUUCCCCUGGCAUCCAUGGUUUCUCUGGAAAACAAACAGAGAAGCUACUUUCCUCACCAUUUAGGUCACUAUUUUAUAUGCUAAAAACAGACCUAUGUUUUAUAUCUAAAGUGAAAUGAUGUUUCAACAGAAAAAAUAAGCCCUGUUUGAACUGCAUUGCUUUGACAAGUUAAACAGCAAAUUUUUGUACACCAUACCUGUGGUGGAUAACUCAAAGAGAUAUGCUACCCUAUAACCCUGUCUAGGACUAAGUCCUGAAUUAGGGAUAAAUAUUGUUGUAAGCAUCCAAUUUACCUAGCAGCUGUUUCUUUAAAUAACUUUGGAUUGUGACUGACUUCAAGCACUUGGAUGGUGACCGCUGACAUUCCUCAAGGGAGAUAUCCAAGAUCUGUGUUGAUGUGCUCCUGUCUACAAACUUUACUUUCUCUUAUUUUUUCUCAUUUGUGGUGGGUCCUCAAGUCAGUGUUUGUAUGCAUCUGGAGUCCUCAAGGGUUUUCCUAGAAUAUAUGUGAAAUUAGACAAUAAAAUUCAUCAUGAAGUUCAGUGCCUCAGAGUUGGGACACCUGAGAAUUCUAUACUUGAUAUCAAAACAUGCAUUUUGAUCUUCUAAUCAUUUCCUAUUUAUGAAGGACAAAGUAAGACAGCAGAAGACAUGUGGUUAUGUUUAUUCAUAUGUCUGGACUGGCUUUCUCAAGGACUGAACCAGGCAAACCAGGCACUGAUACAGUGAGUUAUUUGCCAUGUAUUCUUUUAUCUAGGUAAUGAAUGACACUAAACAGAGGAGCCACAACAGCCUGUUUAGUGUCAUGGAAGCACUCGGGUAACUCAGCUUUACUUGGAGGCCUAAGCCAGCCUGUAGAGCUUCUUAUAGGGGAACCCAGGUGCUCCCUUUAGUGUUUAAUACAGCACUUAGUAAUCUCCUAAUGUCUCUUUACCUUCUUGGAGCCUAUGGCAGUGCUUGGGAGAGAUGAAGCUGUACUGACACAAGGUAUUAUAAAAUAUGAAGAAUGAAAUAUCCACAGUGAAGGUGGUGAUGGCUUGUUAUUGAGACUGUGUUAUGAUUACAAGUUUUAAAGAAAAGGCCUGUAGGUCUGAGUCAAAAACUUCCUCCAUCAAUCAAGAUCAUUGACCAGAAGAGGGGGUUAAGUUAAAAUAUUCUUACAAGCAAACAGGAAGAGCUUUGGAUCAUAUUCGGACAGGGUUGACUAGCCAUUGACUGGCUUCAAAGCUUGUGGAGAGCAGAUUUGUAACUUAAGUACUUAAAGUUAGAUUUGUGAUUUACGUACUUAAAGUGAGGCCUAAAACAGGUAAAUGCCAAAAUUUCUAAAUUGCACGUUAAUAGAAAAUGGAUGAAGAGAACAAUAUUGAUGACAUAUUUUUAAAAAACUGCUGACAAAUGAAUAUGGAACAGAGCAUGCUGCAGAGUCCAUUCCAUACUUACAGACCACAUGGGAUCCUUAAAAUGUGAGCUGCUGUUGAACUCAUGGAAAGCUGGUAAAAUAAUUGCAUCUGACACUAUUACACAGGCAGACCAGGGAAGUAUGGCACUGCCAGACAGCACUCUGAAGGAAACAAAAUUUCAGAAUAAGCUUCCACCAAAAAGCAUUCCUCUGAACAACAGUGGGAAACCUCGUGCAGAGAGAUUACAGUAUCAGUCCCCCAUACUCUCUUUUGUAGUCAUUAAGGAGUCCUGUGACUUUAUUGUCAUCCACAGUCACAUGCAAUACCAAUCAUAAAUCAUGGAUCAACAUGUGGCUGUCACAAGUAGGAUCGCUAGGCUGGAGGGAAUCUGAGCCCAGUCUAUGGCUAUCACAGGCAGUCAUCAAACACCUCAUAUAAUCCUGUUUUAAACUCUCAAUAUACUGGUCUCAAAACAUUUUUUCCCAGCAUGACAACAUAUGGAUUUUUUUUUAAUUUCAAGUGAGUGCAAUUUUAGGAAUCACAUAAAAACUGCCAACUAUGUGCCAAAUUGAACUUUCUUAUAGAACACAAAUAAAAUUUUAGAUUUCUAAUUAUCCUUCCUUCCUAAGUUUUUCUUAGGGGUGUGUGAUUUCUUUGCUAGCAGUGCAGCUUGUGGCGUCAUAGUGAAAUGAAAGUACAAUUAUGUGCCCAAUGUGCCUUGAAUAAUACAGGUAGCACUAGUACCAGUAUGUCCUUCUAAGUUAGAUAGCCAUCCUAGUGAUCCCCCAGACUGACCUAACCAGAAAAGUCAAACACCUGUGUGCUUCAUCUCCUCAAGUUCUCAGACAAUGACUUUCCCUUAUCAACCACAUCCAUCCCAGUUUACUUUGUGUUAAGGAGUAGGGCUGUGCGUCUAGAAUACUAUUUAUAUUCGUAUUUUGAUCCCAACAUUUGUAUUUCUGGAUACAAAUAAAUACACAUUAUCAGAAAAUGAAA
Aquila chrysaetos chrysaetos is the source of this 9125-nucleotide messenger RNA. RefSeq names its product gamma-aminobutyric acid type A receptor subunit gamma3 (gene GABRG3). Bases 432 to 1802 code for a protein of 456 amino acids. Gene Ontology annotation, cellular component: neuron projection; GABA-A receptor complex; postsynapse. Gene Ontology annotation, biological process: synaptic transmission, GABAergic; nervous system process; regulation of postsynaptic membrane potential. The record is from RefSeq and is a predicted model, not a curated record. NCBI's taxonomy places the organism in Eukaryota, Metazoa, Chordata, Aves, Accipitriformes, Accipitridae. The transcript has 11 exons. Gene Ontology annotation, molecular function: inhibitory extracellular ligand-gated monoatomic ion channel activity; GABA-A receptor activity; transmitter-gated monoatomic ion channel activity involved in regulation of postsynaptic membrane potential.